GCGGCGGCGCGGCGCAGAGCGCUCGGCGCGACGCAGGGAGCGGAGCGGAACGGGCAGAGAGAGGCGAGCGGGUCCGGGCCUCCUCCCACCUCCUCCUCGGUGCCGUUCCUCGCUCUCCCCGGUCGGCCCUGUCACUGUGAAGGUUCACGAUGUCUGACAGAAAGGCUGUCAUCAAGAAUGCAGACAUGUCCGAGGACAUGCAGCAGGAUGCUGUUGACUGUGCCACACAGGCAAUGGAGAAGUACAACAUAGAAAAGGACAUUGCAGCAUAUAUAAAGAAGGAAUUUGACAAGAAAUACAACCCAACUUGGCACUGCAUUGUUGGCAGAAACUUUGGCAGCUACGUAACACAUGAGACAAAGCACUUCAUCUAUUUUUACUUGGGUCAGGUUGCAAUUCUUCUCUUCAAGUCUGGAUAGGAAGUAGGAGCAAGAGAAAUCUGGACUGUAAUGCACUGAUGGCUGAAGCCACAACUCCCCUUAACAUGGCUAUGCCGCUGCAUGGACUGUAUACUAUAUUUAAUGUGUAUAUGUUGCAGUAAAAUUCUACUUCUGUUUAGUUGCCUGGGAAGAAGGCGGCAUUUUUUGUUACUGCUUUUUUUUUGGUUGUAUUGCACUAGGAAACCUGUAAAUGCUUAAACAAUGGCCUUUACGUGGUAAGAAAUAAAACUGUUCCACAACAGC
Lagopus muta (rock ptarmigan) is the source of this 683-nucleotide messenger RNA. RefSeq names its product dynein light chain LC8-type 2 (gene DYNLL2). Gene Ontology annotation, biological process: cilium assembly; microtubule-based process. The transcript has 3 exons. Bases 150 to 419 code for a protein of 89 amino acids. Gene Ontology annotation, molecular function: dynein intermediate chain binding; dynein light intermediate chain binding. Gene Ontology annotation, cellular component: cytoplasmic dynein complex. Lineage: Eukaryota; Metazoa; Chordata; Aves; Galliformes; Phasianidae. The record is from RefSeq and is a predicted model, not a curated record.